UCGAGUACAUCCAAGAUGAAGAACGUUGUUAUCUGUUCCAUCUUCAUUUGUGUAGUUGUAGUUUGGGCUGAAGAGAAAUAUACUACAAAGUUCGGAAAUAUCGAUUUGGACGAGCUUCUGAAGAAUGACCGUUUGUUGAACGCUUACUACAAAUGCUUACUGGACGGAACUGGUUGUACUCCUGAGGGAGAGGAAUUAGGGAAAAUCCUACCGGAUGCUAUUCAAACUGGAUGCAUAAAAUGCACUGAUGAACAGAAAGCUGGAGCUAAGAAAGUGGCAUCUUAUCUGAUAAAGGAAAAAGCACAAUGGUGGGAAGCAUUGCUCGCCAAGUACGAUCCUGAUAACACUUACAGAGUGAAAUUCAAGGACCAACUCAAAGCUGAAGGAUUCGACUUGUCAAUUCUCAAUAACCAAAAGAAGAAGACGCCAAACAUGAGAUCUUUGUUCAUAGUUUGUUUUUUUCUUGUGGCCAGUUCCGCAGAGGAAACCUACGACACUUCGAGAUUCAAGAAUAUCGAUGUGGACGAGAUUUUGAGCAAUCGAAGGUUGGUGAACAACUAUUUUAAAUGUUUGAUGGGUAAUGGGAACUGCACACCAGAAGGAGAAGAACUGAAAAAAAUUCUACCUGAAGCCAUCAGGACUGCAUGCGUCAAAUGUACCGAAGAACAAAUCAAAAUUGCACGGAAAGUGAGUGACAAACUACGAAGUGAUUACAAGGAUAUUUGGAAGCAACUUUCUGAUAAGUAUGAUCCCGAUGGAAUCUACAGAAAGAAAUAUAGAAAUGAGUUGAGAAGGGCAGGAUUUCUGGAGGAUGCAUGAAUUACAUGAAAAAUGUUGGGGAAAAAAAUCGAUUAAAUUGUACCUCCCCUGUAGAUUGAAUAAAAUGAACCUUCGAAAA
This is a messenger RNA of Coccinella septempunctata (seven-spotted ladybird), 898 nucleotides long. RefSeq lists its product as uncharacterized. Lineage: Eukaryota; Metazoa; Arthropoda; Insecta; Coleoptera; Coccinellidae. The transcript is spliced from 4 exons. Bases 16 to 819 code for a protein of 267 amino acids. The record is from RefSeq and is a predicted model, not a curated record.